This is a messenger RNA of Octodon degus (degu), 2247 nucleotides long. It is a transcript of the gene Phf7, whose product is annotated as PHD finger protein 7. The transcript is spliced from 11 exons. Gene Ontology annotation, cellular component: nucleus. The record is from RefSeq and is a predicted model, not a curated record. The coding region runs from base 793 to 1827 and encodes 344 amino acids. NCBI's taxonomy places the organism in Eukaryota, Metazoa, Chordata, Mammalia, Rodentia, Octodontidae.
UCGGAGGCAGCUGGCAGCAGCUUGGGAAAGCUCGGACUUGAGCGGCCUGCGGGACUCUCCCUCCGCAGAUGUGUUUGGAGAUGGUUGCAUCCUGUAACUACGCGUGUGCGUGGCGCUCAAGGAACGUCGUGAUCCUGCGAUGAAGAGUUAAAGCUUGGGGUUUCUUUGAUUGCCCGAGUCCCUGCAACUGUCAGCAGUAACUGCGGCGGGUCCCGCGCGCCCUUCUCUCUCCUCUUCCAGCCUGUCCGCGCUUUUGCUAAGAUGGCAACACGUGACAGUUCUGCAACCACGACCCAGGUUGGAAGAGGAGAUGGAGCGAGCAUCGUCCAAGAAAGGGAAGGCUGGCUGACCUCGGCUUUCCGAGCAGCUAACGGCCAUAGUAGUCACGGAAGUUCUAAAAGACUCUUGAUCCCCCGCUUUGGGCCACGCCUAUGAUGGGUACAGCAGUUCACUCCUCUGAAGUGACUUCAUUCACCCAGUCCUCAAAAAAUGUUGUCUUCCCUCCCCAGAUACAGUCCUUUCAUAGAAGAGGACUCGAUUCCUUUUGCCCUCUUACCACUUUCAAGAAUUUGUGACCAUGAACACUGUAACAAUAAUCUGCUAAUAUUAGUGGCUGGAGGACUGAUCAGGGACUGGAAGGUGAAGUGCACCACUGCCUUGACUCUAUGGAACUUGAUAAUCAAAUGCAGAAUUCAAUUGCUGACCAAGCCCUGUUUAUAUUUAUAGCUAAAAGAACCUGUACCACCAUCUUUAUAUAGAAGAAUUAAAUACAGGGAAGAGAGACAGCUGCGAAUGAAGACUAUAAAAGAAAAGAAGAAAGAAUGCCAAAGAUUGAGAAAAUCUGCCAAGACUAGAAGUGUAAUCCAGAGGAAGCUGUCUUCAGGGCCUGUUUGUCGACUAUGCCUCCAAGAACCUGGGGAUCCUGAAAAAUUAGGAGAAUUUCUUCAGAAAGACAAUCUUAGUGUACAUUAUUUUUGUCUUAUCCUAUCUAGCAAACUGCCUCAGCGGGGCCAAUCUAACAGAGGUUUCCAUGGAUUCCUGCCUGAAGACAUUAAAAAGGAGGCAGCCCGAGCUUCUAGGAAGAUCUGCUUUGUGUGCAAGAAAAAGGGAGCUGCUAUCAAGUGCCAGAAGGGUCAGUGCACUAGAAAUUUCCAUCUGCCUUGUGGCCGAGGAAGGGGUUGCCUUUCGCAAUUUUUUGGAGAGUACAAAUCAUUUUGUGGAAAACACCGCCCAACCCAGAACAUCCAACAGGGAAAAGUAGAAGAGGAAAGCUGUGUGUUGUGCUGUGAAGACUUAUCCCAAUCAAGUGUUGAGAAUAUACAGAGCCCUUGCUGUAGUAAAGCCAUCUACCACCGCAAGUGCAUUCAGAAAUAUGCCCACACCUCAGCAAAGCAUUUCUUCAAAUGUCCCCAGUGUAACAAUCGAGAAGAAUUUCCUCAAGAAAUGCUAAGAAUGGGAAUUCAUAUCCCGGACAGAGAUGCUGCCUGGGAACUGGAGCCCGGGGCUUUCUCAGAGUUAUACCAGCGCUAUCAGCAUUGUGAUGCCCCCAGCUGUUUGUAUGAACAAGGCAGAGACAGCUUUGAGGAUGAAGGGAGGUGGCGUCUCAUUCUGUGUGCUACCUGUGGAUCCCAGGGAACCCAUAGGGACUGCUCCUUUCUUAGACCCAACAGCAAGAAAUGGGAGUGUGAAGAAUGUUUAUUCUCUGCUUCAGCCACAGACUACAUAUCUGAAAAUUCAAGUGACAUCCCCUCCUGCAGCAGCACCUUACACUCCCAGGAGCAUUCUUGUAGAGACCCCAGCCUGGACAAGAAUCCAGGCCCUUCUUGAACCAAUAUUAGGACAGCCAGAGUCCCCUGGUAGCAGAAGUGGCCAUUUCUGAUCGUCCAAGUAUGUCAAAAUCACUAAGAGCUGCAAAAACUCCAAGUAACAGCUUCUGAGUAGUUUCUGCCAAGCAUAUGUUGAGUAUGAAGCAGCACUGCUUGUCAGCUUUGAGGGAAGGAGCACUUUGGGCCAGUGAGAUGAGGAAAGGGGCCAACAUGGAGAGUGUGAGCCAAGAAAAAGAAGUCCCAGGGGAGCAUGAAGAGUGCAGAGUCCAGAUGCCAGCAGUGCGUGUUUGUGGCCCUGAGAAGGCCUCUGCUCUUUCUCACCAAUUCAUUCUUCUCCCACCCAGACUUUUCCACCAUAAUCUGGUGUUCUCACACCUCUUCUUACUUCACUCAUGUUUGUUGUUACACAAAUAAAGCUUUC